AUGCAUGUGCUUGGGUCGACGAAUGCGAAGGAAAAGCCGACUACGUUUAAUCCAUCCCAUCUCUAUGUCACGACCGGACCGUCAAUCAGGGUCCCACGCAUAUAUUGUCCGCCAGAGACGAAUAUCGCCGUCCAGGUGAUCAUGUUUGACCGGCCCCAUCCGACACGAAUGCAAUACAUGUCGUUAAAUCCGAUCUCUUUGGCUUUGGGCGAUAAACCUUCGACGGCGGAAAGGGAUGGGACCGUACCGGAUAGUGUCGAUGCGGAGGAAGAGCGCGAAAAGCAACGGUCACGGAAACUAGUCGAGAAGUUGAAGCUUCACACGGUGGUCAGGCAUGUUCCGUCUCAGAAAGAGCAAGCCCUUCCGGUGAUAUUGAACCAGGUUAACUGUGCCUUCGAGAUGGGGAAACUCAUGGAAAAGAAUAGCGGCCUUGUCGGCACGAGGGCAAAGAGAAGUAUGAGCAUGGGAGAACGGGUGGUCGAAUCUGCAACGACGUUAUGGGAUUUCUUUGUCCUUGGUAUUGCCUACGUCUUUUGGCAGUGGCUCUGGCCUGUCAUUACGAGAGCCUUCGUGAUCGGGCUUGUCUGCCAUCGUGCUGUUGCUGAGGUUGUCCUCCAGUUCCUGGAGUGGCGCGCUCGACCGGAUGCAGCUGCGCUAAAAGACAUAUCUGCUACUGCGCAACAGGUUGAUAUUCGACUACAACAAUUCUGCUACUGGCCUAUCCAGUAUACGAAACUUCGACAACGGAAGGACAAUUGGGAAAGUGUGACGAACAGCCAUCCAGACUACAUUCGAUUCUAUAACAGCUUGUGGCUGGUCGCGAACGAUGUGAUCAUCGGCAUUGCUCUGGGAUCGUAUAUCAUUGACAACGCGCACUGGGUCGCAUUUCAGAUCAACAAUAUCCUGAGCGGCUACACGGUAGAAGGCCUGCAGCGUACCAUUUCAUGGCUGAUGGACUGGCCAGCGGGGUUGAAGCUUAACAACGAGCUGGCUGCCUUUCUGGGUGACCUUUUCUUAUGGGUCAUUGAACAUUGGGCAGCAUGCAUCGCCAAUCUCCAACCAUACCUUCCGAGUGUGAUCUAUGUCAUUGGCUGUUCCAGCUUCGCAGGUGCCAGCAUGCCAAUUGCGCUGUUCUCCGACCUCCUCUCUGUCCUAACAGUACACAUCUACUCGUUUUAUAUUGCCUCUGCGCGCAUCUUCAACUGGCAGCUCACCAUCAUCAUAUCUCUUUUCCACCUCUUCCGCGGAAAGAAGAGAAACGUGCUCCGGAACCGAAUCGACUCCUGCGACUACGAUCUCGAUCAACUCCUGCUGGGCACGAUCUUGUUCACUGUGUUGUUCUUCCUCCUACCAACAGUCAUCGUAUUCUACCUGACAUUUGCCUCUGCGCGAAUGUUAAUAAUCUCGUUGAAGGCGACUCUAGACACAUGCCUUGCGUUCUUGAACCAUUUCCCUCUCUUCGCGUUAAUGCUUCGUAUCAAGGAUUCAAGACGCUUACCAGGUGGCAUCCAAUUCGAGCUCUGCGAAGAACUCGAUAAAUCCUCUCCCACUCCUACCGUGAUAUCCUACAUCCAUCUUCAGUCCAUCCCCCUCUCCCUCCGUGCCAUGUUCGACCAGUACUUCCAACUAGGCCACCGCUUACGGAAGCACUACCUCUCUCCAAGCGUCAUUCUCUGCCUCGUCACCGGACGCUUCGUCCCGCCUAUCCAUCGUCGCAACCUCUACAGCAUGCAAUACAGCAUGUUGCCAGCACGCCGUGCCGGCAUGGCAGAAGUAUGGGCUCUAUUAACAGGAAAGAAGAGUAGCGGAGCCGGCUCCGCUGGUGGGCCUGUUGUAGGAUUAGGUAGCGUAGGGAGUGGUAUAUUGAAGGUACCGAAUGGAUUUGGUAGUGGAGCUGGGAGGAGAGGACACCGGUGA
Messenger RNA from Paecilomyces variotii, 1917 nucleotides. Its product is annotated as N-acetylglucosaminyl transferase component-domain-containing protein. The record is from RefSeq and is a predicted model, not a curated record. Gene Ontology annotation, biological process: GPI anchor biosynthetic process. The coding region runs from base 1 to 1917 and encodes 638 amino acids. NCBI's taxonomy places the organism in Eukaryota, Fungi, Ascomycota, Eurotiomycetes, Eurotiales, Thermoascaceae. The transcript has 4 exons. Gene Ontology annotation, cellular component: membrane; endoplasmic reticulum.